Drosophila obscura is the source of this 1592-nucleotide messenger RNA. RefSeq lists its product as uncharacterized. The transcript is spliced from 2 exons. The coding region runs from base 63 to 1427 and encodes 454 amino acids. The record is from RefSeq and is a predicted model, not a curated record. NCBI's taxonomy places the organism in Eukaryota, Metazoa, Arthropoda, Insecta, Diptera, Drosophilidae.
CAGUUUACCCAUUUGGCAGCAACGCACGCAGAAAGCGAAAGAGCAGAAGAACCACUCCAAACAUGUCACAGACCAAGCUAACGCGGUCAACGAUUGGCUGGCUGCUCCUGCUGCUCGUCACAGUCCAUGCGGAGGAUGCGGUCCAGGCAACGAACAACACAAUUGUGGUGCACACUCCGCUGCAGAACUAUGGGCAGCCGACGCUGCGCGACUACGAGGAGUGCCAGGCGAAUCGGGGCAAGUGCCUGGACGUGUGUGGCGGGGACGGUGACUGCCAGGACGAGUGUCCGCUGUGCCCGGAGCUGUACGACAAGCCGCUGAUGGUGCAGGGCGUCAACGACACGGAUGUGCUGGCCCCCGCCCAGACGCCCAUCAACACCACCAACAUCAUACGCCUGACGAACGAGAUCAACAACAUCAUCCAGCACGACAUCAAGAACCGCAACGAGGUGAAUGUGCAGGUGCAGCAGAAUGUCUCCCAGGUGGGGGGACGCUUCGGCUUGGGCUACAACGAUCAGGGCUCCUGCUGCUUUGUGGUGCGGCGGUCGCGCGACUGCGAGCGCAAGGAGUCGCGCGACUGCCAGGAGUGGAGUCGCCAGCGAGUCUGUGGCGAGCGGUGUCAGGCCCGAGUGAUGCUGGCCAAGCUCGUGGUGCAGUGCGAUGCGGAUGAGCCCACCAAGUGCCACGAGACCAUCGAGUAUGUGCCGCGUCGGCGCAAGUCCGUGCAUCGCAACGAGUAUCCCGGUGCGGCUGGUCCCUGCCGCUACCUGGGCAACUCCUGGCCCUAUGUCAGCUGCGGCGGCGGCGGCCAGGCCCAGGCUCAAGGACAGCGGGUGAAGCGUUCCAGCUGCCAGCAGUGCCUCAAUCUGCCGUACGGCUAUAUUCUACAGAGCGGACUGCCCGUCCAGUGCUCGGGCUGCUUCCAGGGCUAUGCAGCGCCCCUGCAGCCGCAGUACUACGCUCCCUACGCCAUGCCAUUCAAUCCGUACCCACAAUACGCGCCAUUUGCACCCCCCAGCCCCAGCCCCUGCCCCUGCCCAACUGCGGCAUCGGCGGCUGCAGCAACAGCAACAGCAACAACAACAACAUCUACGACGGAUCUAGAGCGGAGCCCAGCGACGAUGCCCCAACCCACGAUGAUUGGGUGCUGUGCGAAAGCGACAACAUUGACGAUUGCCUCAAUGGCGCCGAUGGCAACGGCAAGCUCACAGAUAGCAGUUCCAGUCAACCCGAUCUGCCAGCACAGGAACAGGACCCCGUCACUGAUUACACGGAUGAGGAUGGCGAUGGUUACGGCGUGCCGGUCCAGCGACGACGUCGCCGGCGUCAAUAUAAUCGCGAGUUUAAGAGAUCCUCCUACAGCAAACGAAACUAAACUGCAAACUAAUUUUUUAAUUAUACUCAAAAUUGUCGCCUUCCGCUCUUAAUCUCCUCUCUUUCUCCCUCUCUCUCUCUCUCUCUCUCUAAACGAUCCUGAACGAUCCAUGCCCUGCCAUAUUUCUACGAUUUUAUCUGCCAUAAUGUAUUCAUAUUUUGUCGCAUAAUAAUUUGUUUCUUAAUAAAGCUGCAUUCCAAAAAAGAGUUUUAAAGGC